UGUUUGUGGGAAGGCAACAGGGAAACUAAUUGAUUUGUAGCAGCUGCAGACUUGUGAGAAAGCAUGGUGCCUUGCAGGGGAGCAUGGCAACUCCUGGAGAAGCAAGCUUUCAGUUGUGGUGACUGCUGAAGGGUCAGAUGGUGUAGACAAAAGUGGCCUUCUUAUGCUUCAGUUUCCAGAUUGAGUUUCUCUGUUAGCAGCAACAGCAGGAAGUUUGUUGUGUGUGUGUACUUUUUCAUCACCAAUGUGUAGGAAUUGAGAAGCAAUGGAAGGCCUAUGGAUUCUGAAUCAAUGGACAGCUUAAUAGGAAGCUUUCUUCAGCCUCCAGCUAAAAUGAUUCCUGCACCCUUUGUUUGUGGAGAACCAAAGAAGCAGGCAGUUUCUGGUGACGACGGGCCUUCUAUCUACUAUAACCAAGCUGUGGUGGCAGCCCUGAGAACUCUUCAAGAAAAGAUCCACCGUCUAGAGCUGGAGAGGACGCAGGCUGAGGAGAAUCUGUGCAGCCUUUCUGAAGCAGCUGCUCAGUAUAAGAAGGCCUUAGAACAUGAGUCCUUCGAAAAUGACACAGCACAUCACGAACAACAGAGGAAAGAUAUAAGUGUGCAGUUAAAUGCAGCACAGUCCCGCUGCUCCCUGCUGGAGAAACAGCUGGAUUACAUGAGGAAAAUGGUUGAGAGCGCAGAACUGGAAAAUAAAAUGAUUCUAGAACAACAGAAAGAGAAAAAUCAGAACCAGAUGGAACUGCAUACAAAACUUGAAAAACUUGAAGUGCUAGAAAAAGAGUGUCUUAAACUUACUGCUACUCAGAGAAUUGCAGAUGACAAAAUCAAACACUUAGAAGAAAAGCUUUGUAAAGAAGAGCAUCAGUACAAGCUAAUAGAAGACAAAGCUGCUCAGCUACAGACAGAACUUGAGAUAUACAGAAUUUUGAUGUCUUCAGAUUCAUCUGAAAGUGGACCUAGAAAGAGAAGCAGGAAGAAAAGAAGUCCUAAGAAGAAAAAUCCUAUAAUGAAGGAAAUGCAUCUUCCACAAUUUCAUGUAAAGGCAGGUGUACUACCUUUUGUGGCUGGGAAGUCUGUCAGCUCCAGCCAUUCUCUUAGUGCAAAUGUACAAAGUGUGUUGCAUAUUAUGAAACAUCGCAAUCCAUGUAUCUCAUCACAAAGACAAGAUCAAAAUGCAUCUGGAAGUUCAGGACAAACGACUCUUUCAAAAUCUGUAUCCUCAUCAUCUACUGCCACUAGAAGUCUUUCUGACCUUCUGUUGGGCAUACAGGAUGAGCGGAGCCAAAUGAGCUUUGAACAUCAAGAACUUCUGAUGCAGAUCCUGGACACUCAGGACUCCAAAAUUCGUGGAGAUCUAGAACAGAAGCUGAAUUGCCUUAUAAAACAAAUGGACGUUAAAGGAGAACAAAUAUCCAAUUUGAAAAAACACCAGAACAGCGUGCAGAAAUUAAAGCGAAAGACUCAGAAACUGAAGAAAGAGGCAGCUCAUGUCAAACCAAAAUAUGGUAACCAAAAGGAUGCAAAGGAGAUUACAGUCACUGUAAGGGAAAGUACGUCCAAAUCUCAUGCUGGGCAGAAAAGCAGAAGCUCCCUUCAGCUGCUAAAAAAUGUGCAGAAGCUUCAGUCGACACUGAAAAAAGAUGACAUCAUGUGGGAACAAUAAUUCUGAAAUUAGAAGUUUUUGAAGUUGUCUGACAGCUAGUAAAUUUUGAAUUUUACAAAGUAGCUUUUAAAAAUAAAAUAAAUAUAGCAUUUCACAUUCUAAACUGUCUAAUGACUGGUAGGUCAGUUUGUUCACCUCUACUAGCUUUCAUGUAGCAUAGCUAUAAUUCCAGUACACUGAAUUGUAAUGAAAUGUUUCAUGGAUUAAUGAAAUGCUUAUUAAUUAACUUGCCAAAUAAACUCAUACCUUUUUCGACUUAAGAUAA
Molecule: messenger RNA, 1930 nt
Organism: Numida meleagris (helmeted guineafowl)
Lineage: Eukaryota; Metazoa; Chordata; Aves; Galliformes; Numididae
Gene: CEP57L1
Product: centrosomal protein 57 like 1
Exons: 11
Coding region: 277-1665 (462 amino acids)
Cellular component (GO): centrosome
Molecular function (GO): microtubule binding; identical protein binding; gamma-tubulin binding
Source: RefSeq, a predicted model, not a curated record